AUGGUCGAGUUGAGAGACUCAUGGGCACAGAAAGAGUUCCUCCAUCAACACAUCCAGAAAAUGGCGUCCAAUCGAAGGACUUCAUCUUCUCCAGCAUAUCACAGCUACGUCAACACCUUAGUCUCUGAGGCCAAUGUUGUUGCCGUCUCGGUGGACUACAGGCUUGCCCCAGAGCACCCUCUGCCAGCUGCUUACAAUGAUUCAUGGGCUGCUAUCAAAUGGGUUGCUUCCCAUUUUGAUGGAAACGGCUCUGAAGAUUGGCUAAAUAGAUUUGCAGAUUUCAAGCGUGUGUUUUUCGCUGGGGACAGCGCUGGUGCUAAUAUAACACACAACAUGGCUGUAAAAUUGGGGUGUGAGAGAUUGGUUGGUGUUAAGCUGGUUGGGAUUGUUUUGGUGCAUCCUUUCUUUUGGGGCACAGAGCCAGUUGGGGCAGAGUUAACUACACCUGCAGCUACAAAAGAGUAUAUGGCUGGUGUGUGGCGUUUUGCUUGCCCUUCGACUUGUGGAUCAGACGACCCACUUAUAAAUCCAGCUAAGGAUCCAAAAUUGGGGGAAUUGGGUUGUGAGAAAGUGCUGGUUUGUGUUGCUGAGAAAGAUGGGUUGAAAGAUAGAGGAUGGCAUUAUAGUGAGAUACUGAAAAAGAGUGGGUGGAAUGGUGCUGUGGAGGUCAUAGAAUCAAAGGGGGAGGGCCAUGUGUUCCAUUUGUUCAAUCCAAUUUGUGACAACGCUGUGGCCUUGAAGAAAAGAUUGUUUCUUUCUUGA
Messenger RNA from Prunus armeniaca (apricot), 762 nucleotides. The record is from the annotation of a GenBank genome assembly. Lineage: Eukaryota; Viridiplantae; Streptophyta; Magnoliopsida; Rosales; Rosaceae.